UAAAACCCGAAGAAGAAGAAGCUGAAGAAGAAGUGAAACUUUCAGUUUGCUAUCGCUUUUUCCAAUCGCAGGUUGUGGUUGAGUUUCGUGUCAAUAUUUAUAACUGAGACGUUACAGUUACUCCAAGCAAACAUUAGAGACUCACUGGUUCCUACAUGUGUGUUAUUUCUAAUAGUGGAGGUCAAGGAGGAGAAAUACUGUACACCAUGAAAAGAGCAACAGCUUAAGGACGUGCCCUGUUUCUGCCAAGAGGCAGAGAUAAUCCCAGAAAUGCAACAACUGCAGAAUGUGGAGGAUGUGCCCAGUCUUAUCUCAGAGGCUUUGUGCUGUAAUGGUGAAGCUCAGCACACAGAACAAACUCUGUUACAGGUGUGUACAGUGAAACUGGUGGACUUCAGGAAAAUACAGGGACUGAAUGCAAAAAAAACAUCAGAAGGAAAUUUUCCUACUGGAGUUCCAGGUAAAUCCAAUUUUUAUGGAGACCAGCAGAAAUUGCACGCUCAGUUAAAAAUGUGUUCUGUGAGACUGGUGGAUUGUAGAAAAAUACAAGCCAGAAAAGCAACAGCUGAGGGGGAACCAGAAAGUGGCGAUUAUGAUCAUGAAUACAACAGCAGUGAUUUUAUUUCCUCCAGCGGGUCCAGCAAGUCAUCUUCUGACGAAUGGGAUCAACCUACCUCUCAAGAACAAACGAUCAAACGAAAGAGCCUUAGAAAAGUUACGUUUGUGAAGGGCUCCUUUGCAUUACAUCAUAGAGGCAAACAUACUGUACUUCCAAUGGGACAAAGGACGUAUCAGUGCAGUCAGUGCAACAAGAGUUUCAGUAGUUCUUCGAGCUUGAGAAGGCAUCAGAGAGUGCAUGCAAAAGGGAAGCCUUACAACUGCACACAGUGUGGAAAAAUGUUUACACGAAGAUCACGCCUGCAGAUUCACCAGAAAGUGCACACUGGGGAGAAGCCUUACCAGUGCACACAAUGUGGAAAAAUGUUUAGACAGAAAUCAGGCCUGCAGAUUCACCAGAGAGUGCACACUGGGGAGAAGCCUUACCAGUGCACACAAUGUGGAAGAACCUUCUCACAAAGUACACAACUACAGAGACACCAGAUAGUGCACACCAAUGUAAAGUGUUACGGCAACUCUCAGUCCGACAAUUCGCAGGUGUCAAAUAUUAAAGCGCGUGAGGAGUGUUUACGUUGCAAACAGUGUGGAAAACAAUUCUCGAGCUCAUUAGGUUUACAGAGGCAUAAGUAUGCACAUACUCAAAAGACGAAUCAGUGCUCUGAGUGUGGUCAACAGUUCCGACAUUCUUUGUCCCUUAAAAUUCACAAGAGAAUACACACUGGGGAAAAACCGUACAAGUGCUCUCAAUGUGAUAAGACAUUUCUAAGUUCUUCAUGUCUUAUAGUACACCAAAGGCUACACACUGGACAAAAGCCUUACCACUGUGACCUGUGUGGAAAACAGUUUUCACAGUCAACACAUCUGCGAACCCACCAGAGGGUGCACACCGGAGUCAAGCCUUACAUCUGCGCUCAGUGCGGCAAGUCUUUCACUCAGUCAUCACAUCUUAAAGUGCACAAGCUAUUGCACACUGGACAGAAGCCUUACUGCUGCUCCACCUGUGGCAAAGGAUUCAGAACAUCCAGUCACCUUAAGCUGCACCAGAGGAUACACACUGGGGAAAAGCCGUACCGCUGCUCUGUGUGCGGAUGGUGUUUCACUCAGUCCCACAGCCUUAAAGAGCAUCUGAGAAUACACACUGGAGAGAAGCCUUACCAGUGCUCUAAAUGUGAUAGAGUAUUCAGAGAGUAUAGCAGCCUUAAAUACCAUGAAUAUCUGCACCACUGAGGUGAACCUUACGUUUGCUCUUACCUUCAAGUGUGAGCUGAACUAUGCUGUUAAUGAAGGUCUCACCAGUUAUGUAUGGUGAUACUUUGUGUUUUGAAACCCUUCAAAAGACUGGGCAAAAUGAUUGUAUACCCAAUUAUUAAUAUUUCCCACUCAAGCAAGUAAGAAAUUUCCCACUGUAAGAAAAAUAAUUGUCAAUAUAACCUUUUAUGCUUUAUAAUUAUUACUUUUCACAUUUUUUUUUUACAUAAAUGCUUUCAACUUGUCAUUAAGCACAAUCAUGUUUUAAAAAUAUUGUGUUAAACUAUUCAUUUUAGUCAUAAUAACACUUUCGUGUGUAGUGGAAAAUUUUAUUUGCAUGUAUCAUUAGUUUUUAUGUCUUGACAAGUCACGAAGAAAAAGAUGUUUUGUGAAAACAGUUGCUGUUGCUCAUGGAGGAAAACAAGAAGUGAAAUAAGCCCAGUUCUUGUUAUCGUUAGCACAAAGUGUUUCAAAAGUCAGCUAAAACAGAAGAAGAAGAAUAUGCCAAUGCCUAGUAACUGGGAGUAAAAGAAUGACGCACGUAAGCAUAACCAAUAAAAUUAGAGCAAAACACUUAACAAUAAUAGGCAGAAUUAUAACCUUGUGUAAUUAUGUCCAUAAAAGGUGAUAAAAUGCUCUAAAGGGAUGAAAAACAGUGUAUAAAAGGAGCACCAGAAAGGGGAAGCACCUCUUCUGAGUGCAGGACUUUUGUAUUGUAUAAAUAAAUAAAUUUUAUACUCUUGCUUCUUCUGCUCAA
Messenger RNA from Pangasianodon hypophthalmus (striped catfish), 2623 nucleotides. RefSeq names its product zinc finger protein 883-like. Gene Ontology annotation, biological process: regulation of transcription by RNA polymerase II. The transcript has 4 exons. NCBI's taxonomy places the organism in Eukaryota, Metazoa, Chordata, Actinopteri, Siluriformes, Pangasiidae. Gene Ontology annotation, molecular function: RNA polymerase II cis-regulatory region sequence-specific DNA binding; DNA-binding transcription factor activity, RNA polymerase II-specific. The record is from RefSeq and is a predicted model, not a curated record. Bases 271 to 1845 code for a protein of 524 amino acids.